Molecule: messenger RNA, 568 nt
Organism: Astrephomene gubernaculifera
Lineage: Eukaryota; Viridiplantae; Chlorophyta; Chlorophyceae; Chlamydomonadales; Astrephomenaceae
Source: the annotation of a GenBank genome assembly
CCGUGACUGCGUUCAAGGUGUCACGGGCGGUGGCGGCGGCUGCGCUACCGUACGAGGUGGCGCGGGAGGCGCUGCGGCUGCAGGCGGGGCUGCAGCCGCUCAAGUAUGCGCUGUUCGCGAGGCGGGCGAGGCACCUGGUGCUGCAGGUCCGUGACCUGUGCCAGCGCAUGACAGUACGACAAGUGCGAGUGGAUGCGGACAAGAUAAGCAGCAGCGGCGCCAGCACCUCGCCAGCGUCCCAGCAGGCGAGCGCGUCAGCACCCCCCGCGGGGCGUCAGGACGGCAGCAGCAAGGGUGGCAGCAUCAGCACGGUCCAUGAGGCUGAUGCUGGUGGUAGCAGCGAGGGUACGGCACAACAGCAGCAGCAGGAGAGGGUGGUGUUGGCGAUUGUGGGGCGGCAGUAUGUGCCGUACAUUGAGGAGAUGUGGGCCAAUGAGCGGUCGGCGCUCUGGCAUGGCGAGGUGCCGCGCACGUUUGCACCAUCGGCACUGGAACGGCUUGGGUUAUCGUGAGGUCUGCGUAAUCGGCGUACCGGUAUGGGUCGGAGGUUGGUUGGUUGGGGCGGCGG